AUGAGGAAGAUAACAUCACUUAAAAAAGUGAACUAUGUUGAUUCACCUGGAUGGUAUCUAAGAUUAAAUGUCAUUCUACCUGGUCUAUAUGGAGAAAAAGGAGAUAUUGUAAAGAAUUUUAUUUGUUCAAGUAAACCAAAUUUUCGUAAUACUAAAUCUAACAAAUAUGCACUCUUACCAGUUUAUAGAACUGCAACAGAAUUUUCUAGUGAAGAAUAUAUUAAAAUUAAACCAUUCACUUAUAUACGCACUACAUGGGCAUGUAGACAUUAUGGAAAAAUCACACAUCCGGUUAAUAUACUUAUGGCUAAGUCGACAAGAUUUAAAACAAAUAGAAGAAAUAAAUAA
Messenger RNA from Trichobilharzia szidati, 348 nucleotides. The record is from the annotation of a GenBank genome assembly. Lineage: Eukaryota; Metazoa; Platyhelminthes; Trematoda; Strigeidida; Schistosomatidae.